AUGGCAGUGCACCUUAGCCCUCUGUGUGAGCCGAGGGACGAAUCGACUCUCCUGGAUAUGAACCAGGAACUUCGUUCCCAGCUGGCGCAAUGCAAGCAGGAGUUGAGAGAUGUCAAAGAGAACUUGCUUGUAUCGGAAGCUACAGCCUAUGUUCUGGCCAACCACCUGCAGAAAACCAACAACGAAGGCUGUAAAGAAAUCACCGAAUUGGUGUUGGGAGAGAAGCUGCAGUGUGAAGUGAAGAAGUUGGCAGAUCGGCUACCUGAGCAGCUCAAGAAAUGUGAUAUUGUAAUGCAGAGCCAGAAACAACAAGUGCUCAACUUAACCCAAAAGUUACAAGAUGGGUGGGGUCUCUCCUGCCUACUCCACCAGAGUAUCCAUCUCCUUCUAACUCAAGAAGACCUGGACAGCUCUCCGGGCCAAGUCUUAAGGCAGAAAAUGGCUGAAAUGCAGGGUCUGGUAGAGCAUCUCAUCAGCAAGCUCAGUCCCGAAAAUACUGAAGAGGAACAAGAAGGAGAGGAAACUGUAGAUUCAAGCAAAAUAAGUAUGAAUAUGGAGGAGAAGAAAAGGGAAGUCCUGAGUGAAGAGGACACUGUGAACCUGACAAGCAAUUUGGAAAUAUCUUCCAGCUAUGAACAGUCCAACAUCCAGGGUGAAAUGACAACUGAAGAAAAUACAACUGUGCUUUCAGGUAGCCUAAUCAUUCUUGUUUCCUACAGAAUGAAAAGGAGCAAGGAAAAGACACUUAUCCUGAGCAAAGAGAUGAAGAACAAUUCUAUGCCAGUGGACAAGAGCUUGUUGAGUGAUGAAGAAGACAAUGAAGAUACAAAAUACAGGCUUGAUGAAGUAUAUCUUAUGCCUUCUGAUAAUUAUGAUCUCUCAGUUCCCUACAAGCCUUCUAUCUACUCUAGAGAGGCAUGUUAUGAACGGGAAGGCUUUUCAACGGUGAACAGACAGGCAGUGGCCUUCGAAGUCACCGUCAGCCCACUGAACCCUGAUCCUAGGCUGGAAAUUGCAGAUUCGUUUGCCAGCAAAUCUACCUGCGAGCUAAGUGAGGAAAUCAUCGCUUUUGGUUCCAUGAAAUGGAAGGAAAUGAAAAGAAAAUUUCGCUUUAGUACCCGGAGACUAGCCUGCCGAUUCCCAGGCCUCCAAACUUAG
This is a messenger RNA of Sorex fumeus (smoky shrew), 1158 nucleotides long. Its product is annotated as putative neuroblastoma breakpoint family member 5. The coding region runs from base 1 to 1158 and encodes 385 amino acids. The record is from RefSeq and is a predicted model, not a curated record. The transcript is spliced from 8 exons. NCBI's taxonomy places the organism in Eukaryota, Metazoa, Chordata, Mammalia, Eulipotyphla, Soricidae.